Aegilops tauschii subsp. strangulata is the source of this 1173-nucleotide messenger RNA. Its product is annotated as F-box/kelch-repeat protein At3g23880-like. The record is from RefSeq and is a predicted model, not a curated record. Gene Ontology annotation, molecular function: protein binding. NCBI's taxonomy places the organism in Eukaryota, Viridiplantae, Streptophyta, Magnoliopsida, Poales, Poaceae.
AUGCCGACGUCUCUACCAAACGACGUCAUCUCCGAGAUACUCUCCUGGUUGCCGGUGAAGUCGGCAUGCCGAUUCCGAUGCGUAUCCAGGGGGUGGCGCAUGCUCCUCUCCGACCCUGCGUUCAUGACAACGCAUCAAGCCCGCAACGAUCCGCAUCUCCUCCUUGUCUCCAACUCUUUCCAUGGUCUAGCCGGCGAAGGACUCAGCGACCUGCGGCUGGUGGACAUGGACGGCCGCAUCCUGAGGGUGGUCGAGGCCGCAGGUGACCUCUGGACCAUCUUCUCUGGCCCCGACGGCCCUGUCUGCGCCACCCGCCAUUAUAAAGUCCUCAACCUGAUCGAUAUGACGACAGGAAUUGUGCUGAGGACUUGCACAUGGAUGGACUAUGGAGACUAUACCUUUGGCAUCGGCUAUGCCGCCCGGUCAAGUAUGUACAAGAUGGUCUGUAUCAUGAAUAGUACACUUGGUCAGCACACAUGCACGGUUCUUACAUUAGAAGAUGAUGAAGCCAGAAUAUGGAGGAAGGUCCAGUCACCGCCAACUACAGCCGACGGUCGUUGUCACCAGAAUUGUGUGGCGACGAUAGAUGGUGCCGUCUACUUCCUUUAUGGCUCGGCGAACGAGGUGCUCUGCUUUGACCUCGAGAGCGAGGAGUGGAAGGGGACAAUCAAAGGCCCAGCUAGAUCAGGUGGUGAGUUACCACAGAAGUUUCGUAUGGUUGAGCUCGAUGGUGCCCUUUGCAUUGUUCACUUGGUGGGGCGCCAGACUAGCCGUCGUCACACAACCAUAUGGCUCAUGUCUGAUUCCGCCAGGGGCACCUGGGUCAAGAUGUACACGAUCCCGAUGCUUCCAUCCAUGGAUUUCGUGAGGCCUUUGAGGAUGAUACGUCGUGAUGGGAAGCUAUUGUUCUAUUGCUUCCAUUUUGGCGAGGCAACUCCAUCGCUGGAGCUCUAUGAUCCGUUCAAUGGGACAUGCACACACUUGGCGAAGCAUCCACGUAACCUCUUGGGUGAUGUUGGUGUUUGGGGCUUGCACUUGAAGUGUUUUGUCUCAGCCAAGAUCUCGCCGGUGGCUACACCAGAUGAAUCCUUGAUCUCUUUUAUAAAGGAUCUUUUUGACAAACCAAAACCACACGAAUCCUUGAUCUCUUUUAUAAAGGAUUUUUUUGAGUAG